UCUAUCUAUCUAUCUUUCUAUCUAUCUAUCUAUCUAUCUAUCUAUCUAUCUAUCUAUCUAUCUAUCUAUCUAUCAUAAUAGUAUUAUAAUAAUAACAAUGAACUGAACCUAUUGCACUGAUUACCUGAGACAUACAGACAAGGUGCAAUGCAAGAAAUGCCAGUCUUUCAGUCCAGUGUGCCUCAAGUGGAGGGGAGGUUAAGCCGCAGUGUUCCCAGCCUGCCUGCGAUCAGACUUGACAGGUUGAAAACCGCUAAGGCAUUGGCUGAGAAAGCAGUCAAGUUGAGAAAAGUGUUUUCAGUGCAAGGGCCCUAUCCUGUGAUCCGUGCUGCCUUGUGGGCCAGAGGGUGGGUGGAACGUGGUCUGCCUCCUCAAGUUCAGAGAGCAUCUCAUUGCCAUGGCGAUGAGGAGGAGGAUGGAGAUGAUGCUGAUGUUACUGUUGAUGGAGGGGAGAAAGAGGAGAACCUUGAUGACACGUAUGACCUCAUGUCUCGCCUGGUCCGAAACGAAACAGCACAUUUCUACUGGACAACACGACGGGAUUGCAUCGACCGCCGCUCCCUGCGGAAUGACCAAAUGACCAAUCACUUUGCAAAUGCGGGAACUUUCACCACGAAGGUGGGGCUCUGUCUGAACCUGCGAAACCUUCAGUGGUUUGAUAAAGCAGAUCCUGACACCUUCUUUCCAAGAUGCUACAUGCUUGGAGCAGAGGAUGAGAAGCACUCAUUUAUAGAGGACUUUAGGAGGACCGCCUGCACCAGUUUGCUGCAGCAUGUGGUCGAAACAAAGGGACGGAGGAGAGUGGGAGCAGAGGUCGGGGACCAAAAAGCCAGAAACAGCAUCUCUGAAAAGUCAGAUAACGUGGAGCAUCGAUCCGUGGGUCCGGAGACGAUCGACACAGCCUUACACGUGUGUGAAGAGUUUCUCAGUGUUUUAGAGCACGGCGACAUUGAUGUGAAACCCCCCCCGGCAGUGGAGGAGCAGCAGUGGGCAGAGUUCCUGCAAGACUACUACAUGGUUGUGCAUGAAGGUGCACUGAUCAGGGGUAGCGGUGUGUUAGUGGAGCGCUGCCAGGCCAUGUUGACCCGUCUGCAGGCGGCUUGUCCUCAGCUCGACACAGACGGACUCAAUAACAUCUGGAUCAUCAAACCAGGAGCCAUGUCUAGAGGACGAGGCAUUAUGUGUAUGAACCGGCUAGAAGAGAUUUUGGCCCACGUGGACACAAACAGAAUCUUUACCAGGGGGAGUAAGUGGGUGGUGCAGAAAUACCUGGAACGUCCUCUGCUGGUCCACGGCACCAAAUUCGACCUCCGCCAGUGGUUCCUGGUGACCGACUGGAACCCUCUGACCGUGUGGUUUUACAGAGAGUGCUACCUGCGGUUCUCCACUCAGCCCUACACAACAAACACUCUGGACAGCUCAAUCCACCUGUGCAACAACUCUAUCCAGAAGCACUUCCAGCCAUCUCAUGAUCGCCAUCCAGGCGUGCCCCCGGACAACAUGUGGUCCUGCUCCCAGUUCAAGGCUUUUCUGCAGCAGCAGGGCUGUGGGGCGCAGUGGGAGAUGGUGGUGGUCCCCGGCAUGCAGCAGGCAGUGAUUCAUGCCCUGCAGACUGCCCAGGACCUGGUGGAGCCCCGCAAGGCGAGCUUUGAGCUCUACGGAGCCGACUUCAUGUUGGGCCGAGAUCUGAGGCCCUGGCUCCUGGAGAUCAAUGCCAGUCCGACCAUGUCCUGUUCCACUGCUGUGACCGCCCGCCUCUGCCCCGCUGUGCAACUGGACACACUCAGGGUCGUGCUGGACUGGCGCUCUGAUUCCAGUGCUUACACAGGAGGCUUCAAGCUAAUCUACAAACAGGCUGCAGUAGAUGUUCCUCACUAUGUUGGCAUGAACCUGUUGGUGGAAGGAACCGCAGUUAGGCAACUCAGACCUCUCCUACAGAGGCAAUGUUUUAUUUCUAAUGCUCCUCUCUCUACCCAGCCCCCGUCGGACCACUCAUCUUCAGAGGAGGCUGAAACAUCACAUAGUAAUCCAUCACCUCACAAGCCCCACAUGAUUUCUGCUUUUCGCCGUUCAGACAAAGAGAACAGCGCUAUUGAAGAGAAAAAGAGGCAGCUGACGUCCACAACCCCAAAGAGGGUACGUGAGGCGAGAACAGACAUUCAGAAUACCCAGAAUGCCUCCUGUGUUCGCGGGUUCUGCCAAAGUCUGGGGUCUGAACAGCCUUUAACGGCACACACCAAACGUCAGAGGAAAGUGCAACGUUUGGGUUUGCGUCUUGGUGCCAUCGGUCCAGCUCUUGUCCCACGGAGUGUCUCUUUUUCGCUGAGCCCUCCUCACGACACGCUACAUGGUAAAUCUCAGCCCAUUCGAGGCCACGGAUCACACAUCUCUAGAUCCUUCCUUCCCCAGACAGCUAUGGAGCCCCAGCACCAGGCGUCCACCCGGGUCUUACCGUCACUCCAGGUUCCUCUCCCUACCCUGGAGGUCUUCAGCUUGCGGCCAAACAUUGUGGCAGGAGCUGUUGGCUUUCAUAAUACAAAUUCUGGCAUCCACAGGCAUCACUCAUUCCUCCGUCCCCAUAGACAAACCAGGCCCAAAUAUAUUGGAGACUGUGGAGGGAAACAUUAACACUAAUGCUGCUAUGAAGAGAAAUGAUGAUGAAUAUUAUUACUAAUUGUUAUUCAUUUCUAUAAGAAUUUACUCCCUGAUAAAUAUUAUGUUACUUUCUGGUAUCAGGGAUUAAACAUUAGAGCGUCUAUGUGUUUAUAAUUUGUAAGUGAUUAUAGCAUUAUAUUCAUGGUAAGAUAGUAAGAUUCUACUUGUUGAGGGGAUUACCUUGAAAAAAAGGGAUUUUAAAAUGCAACAUCAAGAUAAAUAUGAGUAAAUUGUUACACAUACAUUAUUCUUGAGUAAUGUUUUAUUUUGAAAUUUAAAUUAUCAUUAUGGUUAGAUAUAUUUAAUCAAUAUGAUACUAGGAACUAUGCUUUUGCCCACUCAAUACUCAUAUACAACAUGAUGUUAUGUGGCGUUGUUACAAAAAAAUACCUUCAUGGGACAAAUUUAAUUUUAUUUACAAAUACGAGUUAUAUUUUGUGAUAUCGCUGAUGGUGUCAAACCAUCAUCCACAGGGUUUGACAUACAUGGGGUAUAAUGGUUACGAUUGGAGUCUUGACAACUGAUCGGAGAGGUACAUAUUAAAAAUAGAUGGACAGUAUUAAUGGGUCAUAUUCAUCUUUCGGGGGAACUAACAGUUUGCUCAAAAUUGGAUGUAGGUGUUACAUGUCUCCAGCAGGUGGCAGUAGAUUCCCAAUAAUCCAGUAGUAUGUUUAUGUUAAAGCCUUGAUCGAAGAGAGAAUAAAAGGUCUUCGAUCUUUAUUUUGAAGUUGGUUUUUCAACAUUUAUCAGAUAUUUCGCCCCUUUUCAUAAAUACAAAGUCCAAAUAAAGGUAAAAUAUCUUUUUCAACUUAAAAAAUCUUUCCUGUCACAGUCGGAUCAUGAAAAGUUGCCCUUUGAUAGAUCAACAGACCUUUCCAGACACCAGUAUGAAUGUAACUGCCACAUGUUUGUUGGAUCUGCACCAAAUUGUUCACACUAAAAAAUACAUGAAAAGAUUGAAAAACGCAAUCCUGGAUUUUCCACUUGAUCCAGAUCCUCACCAAAACCGAUGGGCUCUUCCUCGGGUCAAGCCCCACCCCUCAACAAAAUUACAUAGAAAUCGGAUGCGAGUUGUUUUUGCGUUAUCCUGCCAACUAACAGACACACAAAUAAACUAAAGUAGACAAAAACAUAAGUUGGAGGUAAUAAACCUAAGGAUUCCCGACAGAUUAACGGAGAAUAAAAGAUGAGGAGGGAGCAGCGGGUAUGACGUGCAGCAAAGGUCAAACUUGAGAUGUUGUUACAUGGUGUGCAUCUUCACCUUGAGUCUUUCAGGAUACAAGCACUGAGAGAUCUAUAAGGACUUAUUCAACUAUAAUAAGCAGUUAAACAGGCAGAUAUAAUAGGCAUCACUAAAAAUCAGAUUGCAAAUUUCAUUUCAUUAAAGCAAUAAAAACAUGCAACCAUCUUCAACAAGUGCUUCUAAUCUGUGCUUAGAAGGAGCCAAUUAGUCUGUGUUAGGCCUCAGACUGUGGUUAGCAGCAACUUACAUUAUGUGUAGCAGGACAGGCACGUGCACAGAUCGACCCCUAGUGGUGCUGAAGCACUGGCCCUUUUGCCCUGGAUGAGAAAAGUGCCCUUCUGCUGGAGCCGAAUUUUCUCUUCACUCAACAAUAUUUAAGAAUAAAAAUUACUCUCUCUGUCAUCAAUUGAUGAUUGCUGGUUGUACAUCAAAUUGCCCUUGAAGGAUAUUAAAGAUUUUCUUUUAUGGACAACUUUGGUUAAUCACAAGCUGCACUAACCAAGCUAGAGCAGCAGAGGAACCCAGCAGCCAGCAGGGGGCAGCCUCAGGACAUCACAGCAGACUGAUUCUUGUAAGGCGUCUGAAGACAAGGUUGGAAAACGUACUGGGUUAUUCUCUAACAAUAGGUUUUUAAAGUAUGUUAAAUCAUCCAGUAUCUAAAAGCCAAAAAUAUAAAAGUAACUUUUAAGGAAGGCUGUCAAACAUAUGUCGUAAAGUAGAAAAUAUUUUCUCCGAAUUUUUUACUGUGCUUAAUUCCUUGUGAUGUUCAGGCGGUGUGGCCUAGUUGGCAGUGGGUCCGCCCUCCAACAAUAGAGACCAGGUUCAAAUCCCACUCCUUCCCACAUUCUAGCUGGCAACAUACUGAAAUCUUAAGAUUGGCAGGAUUUCCUCUAAUAAUUGCAAAAUAUAUUACACUAUGUAAAACAUUAACAUAUUAUUUGGUUAUUUGAUAUGGCCUUGUUUUGUCUGUUAUACAUGUAUUUAUUCAAAUUGAUAAUUUGAGUUAGUUCACAAAAAUAAAUAUAUAAGUAGAAAAUA
Messenger RNA from Platichthys flesus (European flounder), 4936 nucleotides. It is a transcript of the gene ttll3, whose product is annotated as tubulin tyrosine ligase-like family, member 3. The transcript has 12 exons. Gene Ontology annotation, molecular function: protein-glycine ligase activity, initiating. Gene Ontology annotation, biological process: cilium assembly; cilium movement; protein polyglycylation. The record is from RefSeq and is a predicted model, not a curated record. Gene Ontology annotation, cellular component: cilium. Lineage: Eukaryota; Metazoa; Chordata; Actinopteri; Pleuronectiformes; Pleuronectidae. Bases 148 to 2628 code for a protein of 826 amino acids.